Molecule: messenger RNA, 1506 nt
Organism: Chenopodium quinoa (quinoa)
Lineage: Eukaryota; Viridiplantae; Streptophyta; Magnoliopsida; Caryophyllales; Amaranthaceae
Product: putative wall-associated receptor kinase-like 11
Exons: 2
Coding region: 1-1506 (501 amino acids)
Biological process (GO): cell surface receptor signaling pathway; protein phosphorylation
Cellular component (GO): plasma membrane
Molecular function (GO): calcium ion binding; ATP binding; protein serine/threonine kinase activity
Source: RefSeq, a predicted model, not a curated record
AUGCAACUUGACACCCAAGACUCAAACUUUGAACACCUAAAGUUCCAAACUUUGAAACUCAAUCACAAUUUCAAGUUUAACACAAACCCUAAAUCAUCAAAACACCAAAGAUUCAACCUUGGCUCUGGUACCAAUUACAUUGAUGAGUGUGCAGAUAUUACAAGUACCAGAUGCUCUGAAACUUGUAUAAACACUCCAGGUGGCUACAAUUGCUCUUGUCCAAAAGGAUAUCAUGGAGAUGGUUGGCUGAAUGGAACUUCUUGUGUUAGAGAUUCCGUAUCGGAUCAUCCGAAUGUAGCUGUAUAUGUGAGUGCAACUUUGGGAUCGCUACUCUUGCCUCCAAUUGGUUGGUGGUUAUUCAUAGUGAUCAGAAAAAGAAAGGCUAUCAAGCAAAAAGCUAGAAACUUUCAAAAAAAUGGUGGUUUAUUGUUGCAACAUCGUAUGUCAUCUGAUGAACAUAUAGUAGAAAGAACACAUUUCUUCACCAUUGACGAGUUGGAGAAAGCCACUGACCACUUUAAUGAGAGUAGGAUACUUGGACGAGGAGGCCAAGGUAUUGUUUAUAAAGGAAUGUUAGGUGAAGGGAGACUUAUUGCCGUAAAAAAGUCUAAGACAUUGAAUGAAAGCCAACAAGCAGAUUUUAUUAAUGAAGUGGUUAUCAUGUCUCAAAUAAUUCAUAGGAAUAUAGUCAGGUUACUCGGGUGUUGUUUGGAAUCGAAAGUCCCGUUACUAGUGUAUGAGUUUGUCCCAAAUGGAACACUUUUUAAUCAUCUACAUCAUCUUAAUGAAGAGUUUCCAAUCACAUGGAGAAUGCGCCUACAAAUUGCUUCCGAUUUAGCUGGAGCGCUUGCUUAUCUACAUUCCUUUUCUUAUGUUCCUAUACUACAUAGGGAUAUCAAAUCUUCCAACAUUCUCUUGGAUGAUAAGUAUAGGGCAAAGCUAUCGGAUUUUGGGUUAUCAAAAAGUGUGGCUCCUGAUCAAACCCAUGUAACUACUCGUGUUAUGGGAACAUUUGGUUAUUUGGAUCCUGAAUAUUCCCAGACUCACCGAUAUACCGAGAAGAGUGAUGUUUACAGUUUUGGUGUGGUCCUUGUUGAGCUUAUAACUGGACAAAAGGCAAUACGUGCUAUAAGUGAUCAAGAUAGAAGUUUGGUGUCAUGGUUUCUUUCUCAUAUGGAAAACUCUCAAUUCCUUGACAUGGUGGACCCUCAAUCGGUAAAGGAAAGUUUGAAGGAAGAGAUUUACACUAUUGCUGAUCUUGCAACACGAUGCUUGAAUCCGAAAGGUACGAGAAGACCCACUAUGAAAGAAGUUCUAUUAGUACUAGGGACAGAAGAGUCGCCCCAAACUAAUGUAGUAGAAAAAAACUCACAAUUCGAGCAAGUGUUAGAUGCUGGAACAACUAACAACUCAUACCAUGAAAAUGUUGCAACUUCCUCCACAUUUAGUAUGGAUACACGUUAUUGUCAAUCAGCUGAACUGUCUUUAUUAUUCAAUCCCAGAUGA